Molecule: messenger RNA, 1073 nt
Organism: Phytomonas sp. EM1
Lineage: Eukaryota; Euglenozoa; Kinetoplastea; Trypanosomatida; Trypanosomatidae
Source: the annotation of a GenBank genome assembly
UGGCCUUUGUGGUGGAAGUUAGCGUCUUUGAGCCUUUGACGUUUUCUUAGUCUUAAAUAAUUCGAAUACUUUUUUCUUCAUAAAAUAGAAAAGGGGGGCAUUUUCAUCUAAGUUGCACCUACUAUUGCAGUGAAUACUGUUAUCAAAAUAUUAUCGCAUUAUGGAGAUUCUGAAGAAGACGGCUGCGUUUCGCAUUCAGAAGCAGGUUGAAGGCCUGCAAUCUAGUGAGGUCACCGAUAUUUCUCUCAGCGGGGUUCCGUUUCUGCCCGAGCUCUUCACCCCCUACAAAAAUCUUGUUCAUCUCACCCUUGUUUUCCUUAAGCCAAAACUGAAAUCGCUAGAAUCCAUUCCCUUCAGCUGCUUUCCUUCGUUGCGUCUACUGAAUUUGAGUGAUAACGCUGUCACUAUACCGAAUGUCCUUGCUGUAGAACUCGAAGAACUGAAGGGUACAGCCGAGCAGGUGAAUCUGGGAGGUAGUACUACCAACAACGUGGAUGCGUCUACAGCGAAAGGCGUUUUUACAGAAUGUAAAUUAUGCCCGCUCGUUAGUUCUUCAUUGAAGCGUCUACUGUUACCGAAUAAUUGUAUUACGGACAUGGAAGAGGUCCAACGUUUGGCGGUCUCGUUUCCCGAGAUUGAGGUGCUUGACCUGUUUGAUAAUCCCGUCGACACCCCUUCGCACUUCAGCGCCAUCUUUGGGCUUUUCCCAAAGCUUGUUGCGCUGGAUUCAAAAGACAAUGAAGGUUGCGAGGUGGUGGUGGAAGACUCAGAUGAAACCUCCAACGACGAUAUAAGUGAGGAGUCUGAAGAUAGUUCAGAGGAAGAUAGUGAUGAUGCCGAUGAAGAGGACGACGUUUCAGACAACAGAAGCGGAGAUUCUAACGGUUCUCUCACAAGAAAGCGACCACGUUUGCAAUAAAAAGAAGGAUAAGGUUGGACUAACCGAUAUUAUAGAAGAGGUCAUAUAAAAGGUCACAUUCAUAGAAGCAGCUCCCCCGCCAGAGGGAGGAUAAUUUUUUUUUAAAAAGGUCUCACUCAUUCUGAUGCACGUGUGUUGAUGAACGUCAUUAAAU